Messenger RNA from Hipposideros armiger (great roundleaf bat), 4616 nucleotides. It is a transcript of the gene COL26A1, whose product is annotated as collagen type XXVI alpha 1 chain. The transcript is spliced from 13 exons. Lineage: Eukaryota; Metazoa; Chordata; Mammalia; Chiroptera; Hipposideridae. The record is from RefSeq and is a predicted model, not a curated record. Gene Ontology annotation, molecular function: protein binding. Bases 1890 to 3200 code for a protein of 436 amino acids.
UCCAUGUGGGAAUCGAACCAGCGACCCUGUUGCUCAGAGCUCUCGCUCUUAACCAACUGAGCCACUAGGCAGGCCCCAUCUGGGAUAGUCAUUCUUUUCCUAAAGCUUUUGUCCUAAAAGAACCCUGUGGUAUAUAGAAUAGUGUUAUUCCUUCUUCUCCUUGUCCCUCUAGCUUGGGUACUGCCCAUGGCACCGGGAAAAUGAGUUUAAGAUAAAAAUGAAAUUUUUGUUCCCUUACUUUAAUGCCUGCAGCAUGAAGCCAAUUCAUAGCAAUGUGGAAUUUUCUGGUCUUUAAGAUCUCAUUAUGCAAGUAAAGGAGGGAAAGGAGGAAGACAGAAUGCUUACAAAUUCCUGGGGGUGUGUGUGACCUCAUCACUUAUUGUAUGUUGGCCAACUGCCCAAGGAGCACAGUUCAGAUUCCUUUUGGGGGAGGCACUGAAAAUCCCCUGAUAACCCAAAUUCUCCAAAUCUUUUAGGCUUUGAGAUGGAUUCAGGACCAGAUGAAGGAAGUGGUCCUAGGUCCAAGUUAUGUUUCCCAUUAGGAAAAUUCUAAUCAGGAUUAGAUUCUGAUUAGAAUUCCUAGAUGGUCUUGGGAAGUGUGGAAGUUCCAUUUAACAGGCUCCGGCAGGAUUUGAAGGAAUUGAAUGGAUAAGGAUGGGUAGUUUGGGGAGAGGAUGCAGUGGGUUGGAGAUGAUAUCUUGGGAUGUGUACUCCAAAGGUACAUACAUAUGGGAUAUGUACAUAUGGGUACAUAUUGGGAUAUACAAACAAGAGGUCAAAAGCCACAGGAGUGUUGUCCAUCAAGCACUUCCAUAUUUAAUGGCCUUUCCAGUCCUAUAGGCAUUUUAUGGACCAGGAACUUCCCAGUACUAGCACGGGCAGAGCCACCCUCAGGGCCUCUGCCAGCCCCUAGGAUGCUUUUGGGAGAAUUUGAAAAAAACUCCCAAAUUGGGGAAUGAGGCACAUGAUGGAUUUCAGAUCACACCUGUCCCUUGGGUGGGGUACAGUGCUGUGGGGAUCCUGCCGCACAGAAAAGACCUGCUUGGGUGCAGGCUGGCCAUGGUCUCAUAUAUGAUCUGGGAUUCAGCCUUUUCAUCUGGAAAAGGUGAAAUUGUAUUACAUCUACCCCAGCUCCUCUCCGGGUCAGAUGCCUCAUGCAUCUGUGAUUCUAGGGACAACUUCUCACCCAAAUUGAGAGCUUCCCGCAUUUCCAGUUACUUCUCACCUUGGAGACAGCUGGAGAGGUAGGGGCUGGAGGUGAAAGGGGGAGAGGGUUCUGGGGAAGCCCGGGUGUGCAAUGGUUUGGUCCAAAGCGCCCUGGACAAGGAGUGCAUGCAUAUUUUUCUGGCGUAACUCUUUUGAGUCUCAGUUUCCGUCUCUGAAAUAUGGGAAUGAUACAGCCUAAUCAAAGAGAGCAAUGUUAGGAUUAAACAAUUUUGCCAGGUGAAAUUACGAGGCACGGAGUGGAUACUCCAUAAUAAGCAUUUGCGGCCCCGAAGAGGGGUUGGCUGGGAAGGUUCUAAAGAUUGUGUGUGCAGGGACCCAGGCGCAAGGUCUGGCUUGCAAGGCAUGCGGCUUCUGGGACUCCCAGCGGAACUCAAACCCCAGCUCUACGGCCACUGCCGCCUCCUCCGCCCGGGCCGCCGAGGGUUAAUGAGAAAGCCCCACGCCCCCUUUGACGGCGCAGAGCCCACCUCGCUGAAUUUGAAAAGGCAGCCCUGGAGAGGCGUGGGCGCCCCCCAGACACUUUCAGCUCGGACCCGGGCUCUGCUCGCUCGCCGGCUCGCUUGCUCUGCUCCGGGCGGGGCCGCGGGUUCGGUCCGGCCGCCGGUGCGCUCCCGACUGUCCUCCCGCCCGGGACUCCGGGCCCCCGCAGGCGGCCGCGCAAGAUGAAGCUGGCUCUCCUCUUGCCCUGGGCGUGCUGCUGCCUCUGCGGGUCGGCGCUGGCCACCGGCUUCCUCUACCCCUUCCCGGCCGCAGCCCUGCAGCAGCACGGCUACCCCGAGCCGGGCGCCGGCUCCCCCGGCAGCGGCUACGGGGGCCGCCGGCACUGGUGCCAUCACACAGUGACACGGACGGUGUCCUGCCAGGUGCAGAACGGCUCGGAGACAGUGGUCCAGCGUGUGUACCAGAGCUGCCGGUGGCCCGGGCCCUGUGCCAACCUUGUGAGGACUCUGAUUAGACCCACAUACAGAGUGUCCUACCGAACGGUGACGGCGCUGGAGUGGAGGUGCUGCCCUGGCUUUACUGGGAGCAACUGUGAUGAGGAAUGCAUGAACUGUACCCGGCUCAGCGACAUGAGUGAGCGGCUGAUCACGCUGGAGGCCAAGGUUCUCCUACUGGAAGCAGCGGAGCGACCCUCAAGUCCGGACAAUGACCUGCCAGCCCCCCAGAGCACCCCACCACCCUGGAAUGAAGACUUCCUCCCUGACGCUAUCCCCCUGGCACACCCGGGGCCCCGGAGAAGGCCCACAGGCCCGGCUGGCCCCCCGGGGCAGACAGGACCACCAGGGCCUGCAGGCCCCCCAGGCUCCAAAGGUGACCGGGGCCAGGCAGGAGAGAAAGGCCCAGCAGGGCCUCCUGGUCUGUUGGGGCCGCCUGGGCCCCGCGGACUUCCUGGAGAGACGGGGCGCCCCGGGCCCCCUGGCCCCCCCGGCCCAGCAGGCAGCCCGGGCCUCCCUCCAAAUGGCCCUCAAGGCGUCCUCUACUCUCUGCAGCCACCUACCGACAAGGACAAUGCAGAUUCACAGCUGGCUUCUGCCGUGGACACAGUGCUGGCAGGGGUCCCAGGGCCCCGGGGUCCCCCCGGCCCUCCAGGUCCCCCCGGACCACAUGGUCCCCCAGGACCCCCAGGUGCACCUGGAUCCCAGGGCCUGGCUGGAGAGCGGGGCAUGAUGGGGCCAUCUGGUGAGCCUGGCGGGAAGGGGGACGAAGAGGAGAAAGCUGCCGCAGAGGGCGAGGGGGUGCAGCAGCUGCGGGAGGCCCUCAAGAUCCUGGCGGAGAGAGUCCUCAUUCUGGAGCACAUGAUUGGGAUCCAUGAUCCCCUGGCCUCCCCCGAGGGGGGCUCUGGCCAGGAUGCCGCCCUGAGAGCCAACCUCAAGAUGAAGCGUGGUGGCGCCCCACCUGAUGGUUCCCUCGCUGCCCUGCUUGGCCCCAGCCCUGUGCAGAAGAGCACUGGCCAGGCCAGUGCGGGGAAGUAAGGGCCCAGCUCUCCAGGACAAGCCUGGCCCCACCAGAGACCCAGCCAGCCCUGAAGCCUGUGCUGCCACUGGUUCCUGAAGGCCCCCAGUGGGACUGGGCUCCAGGCAUAGACAAUCAUGAGCGACAUUGGGGCUUGGGGACAGAUGGAAUCUCCAGGGGCAGGGUCCAGGGGGGCCCAGCACCCUUGGCAGAGCCCUGCCCUUGCCCCUGCCCUCCCCCACCCCCCACUCCCUGCAGGAGACGGAGUCUGAGUGGGCUGGGCGGGGUGUGAGAAUAAUCAUAAUACGCAUCAUUUACUGAGUCCCUGCAACGCCUGGGCCUGUCCAAGGAGUUCUCCCCACAUUGUCUCAUUUAACCCUUAGGAGGUAGGCUAGUUAUCCCCACUUUACAUGGGAAACAGAGGCUUGGAGAGGAUAAACAACCUGCAAGACCACCAGGCCGUGGAGACCUGAGGCAGGAUUUGAACCCAGGCCUCUUAAGUUCCUUAACUCUUUACCCAACCAUCUUCCCCCCUUCACAGGAAACUCCGAAAGGGUGGGCACGGAGCUGCGGGGAGGCUGGACUGGCCAACAGGAAGGAGGGCAGGGCCCUGAGCCUUCUCCUUGACCACCCCCUCCCGCCCGGCUUGGGGCCAGGGAGACGCUGAGUAAACUCAUGACAGACCCGUGGACCUGGGGACUGAGAGAGGAGCAUUGGGGUGCGAAGGCCCUCAUACCAAACUGGCCUAGCCUACCACUGCCUCCCAGACUCUCUGAGUCCACCCAUCCCCACCAAGGUCUUCCCGCCCCUGAGCCAGGAGUGGGGAGGAUUUAAUGGUUGUGUGUACCCUCCAGGGCCCAUCACUUGCAUCCCUGCCUUCUCUGGGAAUCUGUGAGGUUGGCCACUCCUGUUACAUGGCAAAUCUAAUGUCUCCUUGGCAAAGUUGAGGAAGGGGGACUGCCUAAGUCCCAGGUUCUGUUGAAGAGAGAUGUGCCUGCUCUCAGGUCUGUGGGCCCAAGCAGCUCUACAACAGACCCCCGGGUCCCCAGGGCCCCAGAGCAGCUGGGACCACAGCCCCCAAGCCACUCAAGGCCUCUCAGGCCACGGGUCCCCUGUGACCCAGACCAACCUGGUGCUCUUCUCUCGCUGGGCCAGGACCCAAACUCAGCGAGGACAACAAACUCAGAGAUUCACAGGUGCUGGCACCACCCUGGGCAUGUCGCCCCUGGCAGCAGGAGCUACCUGUCCCCAGCUCUCUCGUGGUCCUGGGAGGCUCUGCCUGCUCCUGCUGGGCCCUGGUAGCCUCUCCCUGCCCUCAAGGCCCUGACUGCCCCUCGUGAAGCAGGGCUGUUCCCGGGCCAAGGUGUGGCCUCCCGCAGGCCUGUCCUCAUGGAGGGACGGUCAGAGGCGGGCAGGAAGUCUGUAAUGCUCUGAUA